GUCGUCGCGCGAACUGUGUCCACGCAGCUUUUCCAUUACGUUUGCCGUAAUUUAUAAGAAUUUCAAUCAAUUCACGUGUUUAAAAUUGUGCAACAGAAAGAAAAUUGUCUUGUACACCGAUUCUUAAAUGGGAACAUGUAUCUCAACAUACGUCAAUUACAUUUUUCAUCAAAAUCUUUCUAAUUCAAGCCAAAUAAUGUAGCGGAUAAUGGAAUUGGCCGGAUGACAAAAGAUAACUUGCAACGCUGACUGCUGAUAACAACGACGUCAAAUUUAACGGGUAGCUGUGAACAAACUGUAGUGGACUCGUGCGCAUUGAAACUAUUUGUGUGCGCAAUGUGCAAUAAUAAUAAAGAAAAUCAAAAAGAAGUUUCCAGGCAUAGACCAAUUAAAGUUACAAUUAUUGGUGAUGGCACUGUUGGCAAAACAUGUAUGCUUAUUACAUAUACAACAAAUGAAUUCCCUUCGGAAUAUGUGCCCACAGUGUUUGAUAACUACGCAGGAACAGUGUAUGUAGAUGGACAUGAAUUUGAUAUAACUUUAUGGGAUACUGCUGGUCAAGAAGAUUAUGAAAGAAUUAGGCCUUUAUCUUAUCCAAAUACUGAUUGCUUCUUGAUCUGCUUUUCAGUAAAUUCUCGCACUUCUUAUGAAAAUGUAGCAAAUAAGUGGCAUCCAGAAAUUAAACAUCACUGUCCAAAUACACCCAUAGUUCUUGUUGGUACUAAAGGAGAUCUUAGAAAUGUAGAAAAUGUGGAUACAAUUACCGUUAAAGAAUGCAAAAAGAUGAAAAAGAAAGUGAAAGCUUAUAAAUAUGUUGAAUGUUCUGCUUUGAAACGUGAAAAUUUGGCAGAAGUUUUCAUUGAAACAAUUCGAGCAGUACUAAAAAAGCCAUCAAGUAAACUCUGUUGUUCAUUUUAA
Eufriesea mexicana is the source of this 918-nucleotide messenger RNA. Its product is annotated as ras-like GTP-binding protein RhoL. The record is from RefSeq and is a predicted model, not a curated record. Gene Ontology annotation, molecular function: GTP binding; GTPase activity. The coding region runs from base 337 to 918 and encodes 193 amino acids. Gene Ontology annotation, biological process: small GTPase-mediated signal transduction. The transcript is spliced from 6 exons. Lineage: Eukaryota; Metazoa; Arthropoda; Insecta; Hymenoptera; Apidae.